This is a messenger RNA of Geodia barretti, 1369 nucleotides long. Lineage: Eukaryota; Metazoa; Porifera; Demospongiae; Tetractinellida; Geodiidae. The record is from the annotation of a GenBank genome assembly.
GCGCAUGCGUACACUACCCCUUUUCGGCGAGAGAGAUAAACAUGGCGCGGGGCCCCAAAAAACACCUGAAGCGUUUCAACGCUCCGAACCACUGGAUGUUGGACAAGCUCUCGGGCCGAUACGCGCCGAGGCCGUCUACCGGACCGCACAAGUUGCGAGAAUGCAUCCCGCUGGUCGUGUUUCUUCGGAACCGCCUCAAGUACGCGCUGACGGCGGACGAGGUGAAGAAGAUAGUGAAGCAACGGCUCAUCAAGGUAGACGGGAAGGUGCGGACGGACCCCACUUACCCUGCAGGAUUCAUGGAUGUAGUGACAAUCGAUAAGACGGGAGAGAAUUUCCGACUCCUGUACGACGUGAAGGGAAGGUUUACAGUCCACAGAAUCAUGACCGAAGAAGCAAAAUACAAGCUGGGGAAGGUUAAGAGAGUGGCUCUGGGCCAAAAGGGGGUCCCUUACUGCGUCACCCAUGAUGGACGCACCAUCCGCUACCCGGACCCCGCCAUCAAGGUCAACGACGCCGUUCGAAUCGACAUUGCGAGCGGGAAAAUCACCGACCACAUCAAAUUCGACGUGGGGAACCUGUGUAUGGUCACGGGGGGCAGGAAUUUGGGUCGUGUGGGGGUCAUAACGAAUCGCGAGCGUCACCACGGGUCCUUCGAUAUCAUCCAUGUGAAGGACAGCCUCGGGCACACCUUUGCAACACGAUUCACAAAUGUCUUUGUAUUGGUAAGGGAAAUCGAUCCAUGGUGUCGCUACCCAAAACAGAAAGGAGUGAGGCUGAGCAUCGCCGAGGAGAGAGACCGGAGAAUCGAGGCAAAACAGGUUGCAUAAACCGGUUUAACUGGACAUCCCAGCAAACAAAUACCCCAUGGACCUACGAUUGCGUUCUGUACAUAUUAUGUAUUAUGACGGUUGACGGUGUAAAUUGAUUAAUUUCUAGGAUUUUAUUCCAUGAGAUAAUGAAAAUGAUUUGCGCAUGCAUUGAUGUGUGCACAUUGACUUCUAAGUUGAAAGUGAAUGACUAAGAAUUAUGUUGUCAAGGAGGGGGUGUGGCUAAGGGUUGUCAUGGUGAUCAGAGGUAGGGUCGGAUUUGACUCCUCUGCUUUUCUCUGUUGCUGCUCUGCCCUCUCCCUCUCACGAAGCACCUGUGACUCGCAGAGAGCUCGCAGCUGCUCCUCGAGCUCCUUGUUCCUCUGUCUCAGCCUCUCGACCGAGUCUCUCUGCGUCUGUUCUAUCUUCAGUCGGUCUUCGGCUCUGUCUCUCUCCACUUCCAACAUCUGGGGGAGUGGAGGGAUGGGGGGAGUAGAAUGAGGUAUAUACACAGUAGUUAGUUAGUCGAGGAAGAAGUGACCGAUUAGGGGAGAGGGGGA